This is a messenger RNA of Antechinus flavipes (yellow-footed antechinus), 8879 nucleotides long. It is a transcript of the gene SLC1A4, whose product is annotated as solute carrier family 1 member 4. Gene Ontology annotation, biological process: L-serine transport; L-glutamate transmembrane transport. Gene Ontology annotation, molecular function: L-alanine transmembrane transporter activity; L-aspartate transmembrane transporter activity; L-threonine transmembrane transporter activity. Bases 409 to 2013 code for a protein of 534 amino acids. NCBI's taxonomy places the organism in Eukaryota, Metazoa, Chordata, Mammalia, Dasyuromorphia, Dasyuridae. The record is from RefSeq and is a predicted model, not a curated record. The transcript is spliced from 8 exons. Gene Ontology annotation, cellular component: plasma membrane.
GAGGGAGAGAGGGAUGGCGGGGACGCUUCUAGGGCGCUGAUUGGUCGCGGCCGCGCCGGCGGGGCGGGGCGUCCGGGCUAGAGGGGUGUGAAGGGGGCUGGCUUUUCUCCUCGUUGCAUCAUCCUCAGCCCUCGGCAGCGGCUUUGGGAAGCCCGGGUGCGGUGCACACCACUCCCCCUCGGUGCUCUAACCCGUGCCCGGGGCCUCCUCGCUGGCCCAGCCUUGCCUGCACGUUCCUACCCCGCACGUUCCUACCCGGGCGCGCCAGCUGGGAAGGAGGCGGACGAGACUGCGUGCUCUCCUCGCUUCGCCCACCUUCCGACCCAGUCCUUUGGGGAAGCAUCCUCAGGGAUCUGCAGUCCUGCAGACGCGGUCUCGGACCAUUCCCGGUAGAACCAGCCGGCGAACAUGGAGAAGAGCAAUGAGACCAACGGCUACAUCGAGGGCAAAGAGCCGGCCGCGGAGCCGGGUGCCGCCGAAGCUGGCGCGCCAGGGCGAGCGCGGCGCUGUGGGGGCUUCCUGCGGCGCAACGCGCUGGUGCUGCUGACCGUGUCCGGGGUGCUGGCGGGUGCCGGGCUGGGCGCGGCGUUGCGGGGACUGGCUCUGAGUCCCGCACAGGCCACCUACCUGGCCUUCCCCGGGGAAAUGCUGCUCCGCAUGUUGCGCAUGAUCAUCCUGCCGCUCGUGGUCUGCAGCCUGGUGUCGGGCGCGGCCAGCCUGGACGCCAGCUCCCUGGGCCGCCUGGGGGGCAUCGCAGUAGCCUAUUUCCUGAUGACCACGUUGGGCGCUUCGGCGCUGGCGGUCGCCCUGGCUUUCAUCAUCCAGCCGGGAGCCGGCGCUGGGGACCUCCUGUACAGCGAACUGGGGCUGGAGAGCUCAGAAACACCCCCAGUCACCAAAGACACCGUAGAUUCUUUUCUUGACCUGAUCAGAAAUUUGUUUCCAUCUAACCUUGUUGUAGCUGCUUUCCGCACGUACGCAACUGAUUACAAGACAGUCAUCCAAAACAUGACCUUUGGAAACAUUACUUUGGAAAAGUCCAUGCAGGUCCCUUAUGGCACAGAGAUCGAAGGGAUGAAUAUUUUGGGUUUGGUCCUCUUUGCUCUGGUCUUGGGAGUCGCCUUGAAGAAGAUAGGCUCAGAAGGAGAAGAACUGAUCCGUUUCUUCAAUGCCUUCAAUGAGGCAACCAUGGUGCUAGUGUCUUGGAUUAUGUGGUAUGUUCCUGUGGGUAUUAUGUUCCUUGUUGGAAGUAAGAUUGUAGAAAUGAAAGACAUUGUCACCUUGGUGACCAGCCUAGGGAAGUACAUCUUAGCAUCAAUUCUGGGCCACAUCAUCCAUGGAGGGCUUGUUCUGCCGUUCAUUUAUUUUGUUUUUACACGGAAAAACCCAUUCCGAUUUCUUCUUGGACUCCUCACACCAUUUGCAACAGCCUUUGCAACUUGCUCUAGCUCUGCAACCCUCCCCUCCAUGAUCAAGUGCAUUGAAGAAAAUAAUGGUGUCGAUAAAAGAAUCAGUAGGUUCAUCCUUCCCAUUGGGGCCACCGUGAACAUGGAUGGGGCAGCCAUUUUCCAAUGUGUGGCAACUGUUUUCAUUGCCCAGAUGAACAAUGUAGACCUAAAUGCAGGACAGAUUUUCACUAUUCUGGUGACCGCCACAGCCUCCAGUGUUGGAGCCGCCGGAGUGCCAGCAGGAGGCGUCCUCACCAUCGCCAUCAUCCUGGAAGCCAUUGGGCUCCCCACUCAUGAUCUCUCCCUGAUCCUGGCCGUGGACUGGAUAGUGGACCGUACCACCACCGUGGUGAAUGUGGAAGGGGAUGCCCUGGGGGCUGGAAUCCUCCAUUACCUGAAUGAGAAGGCGACAAAGGUGGUGGACCACGAACUCAGCGAGGUGAAAGUAGAGGCGGUCCCCAACUGCAAGUCUGAGGAUGAGACCUCCCCUCUGGUGACCCACCGAAACCCAGCUCUGCCUCCGGCUGGCGCCCCUGACUUAGAGUCCAAGGAGUCAGUCCUGUGAGCGGCUGUGAGGUCUCACGCUGGGCCGCCAGAGGCGGAAUGCCGGUGUCCUGGCCCCGCCACACCUGGACCAAGCGCCUCCUGGACCUUUGUGCCUCCUGAGGGAUGCUUUGGGACAACAUCCUAGGCGAUGUGUGUUACUUAGCGUGUGUCCUGGGGCUUCGCAGUGGGACCCAUUUAUCUUGAACCGGAACAAACACUUCCAUGUUUCCCUCUCUUCGUGUGCAGACGCCGCUCUGUGUCUGUGAGUCUGUGUGUGUGUCUGCUCUUGUGUGUGCAUACAUGCAAGUGUCCAUUUCUAAACAACAUCCCCAAGACCUGCCACCAGCACAUGCUGAUUAAAGCUUAGAAAAGACAAAUUUAAUCUUCACUAGUUAGCCUGUGUAGGAGGGGCUGCCUUCCCACACAGCUAGAAGGUCUGCAGAAGUAGAGAGCAUCCCUAGGGACUCCCCAAUAUUGUCUAGUGGGUGGAAGCAAGCAAAAAAUAUAACAAAAUUAGCUUUCUUCCCUCCUUCUCUCUCUCCCACUUAUCCUUCUAGCCUCCCCAACAAAUGGAAUCAGUAAACAAAGAGCAUUCCGGUGUUGUUUGGAGAGGCUGUACCCUAAGCGAGUGCAUAUGACUUCUGCAAUUGUGCUCAUGCUUUGCCCAGGGGGAGCCUCCUACUUGGGCUUCAGCAUCAGUCCCAUGUCAGGCUGUGACAUGGGGUCUCGACUUCUAGGGAGACUGAGGUAGGCUCCCUUCUAGCCCACAGCCCCAGCUAGCUCAGUCCCUGUCAGAGCUGAUCAUUUAUUUCCCUGAGGUUGGCAAGCUGGAAUUUUGGCAGUUCUGCAGUUGUAUGUCUGGUAAUUAAUUCUGGUUUGACAGAAGGUCACAAGAUCACACUUUCUGUGGUGCUGUACCCAUGGUGUAAUGUCAGCUGUCUCAUUUAGGGAGGGUGUGAGAGAGAGACAGAGACAGAAAAUUAUGUAUUUCAUCAAAGUAUUUUGAGUCUGCUACUCUGUCUCUUAGGGCAACACACUGGCAAUGGGACAUCUCCAGAGACCAGGAAAGGGUACCAUGUAAUUCCAGAUUCCCUUGUUUUGAUUUGAGUUGGCUGUUUGGAGUGGAACCUAAUGUACUCUAAAAGGAAACGAUGGGGGGAAAAAAAUCAGAAAAUGCCCAACAUGGCCUGCAUUCCUGCAGUGACACAUUGGCUCCUUCUGAAUCAAACUUUGUCAGAGGUUCUGGUGCGCUGGAUGAAGAAUGCAAGGGGUUCCUCCUAGAGGGGGGAGACCCCCGAUCUCUUUCUGACACCAGUACUUCAUCCUCGGGUGACCUUGUCACUGUAUCUCAUUCUUCUCCCCUCCCUCCCCAGUCUGUAAAAUGGAAACGAUAAUACCUGCUUUUACCUACCUCACAGGGAUUUGGUGAGGUCAAAGUUAAGCUGAAUUAAUCUAAGAAAAAAUCACUGAGCUCUUUUAAAGGAAACAUCUGGGAAGUAUCUUUAUUUAAUGGCCAAAUAAUAACUUUGUCCAAACAGGCAUCGAUCAUAGUCGUUCUGACUGAUUUUUGUAAGCAGAGCUUUGUUCCAUGUUUGUGUGUAUGUGUGUAAACACAAACCUCCGUUGUGUUGCAUGAAAUUUUGUGUGUGUGCUUUUUAUAAUGAAUUCCCUUAAAUCUGUUGCUGGAUUUUCUUAGUAAUGGAAGGUUUCAUCUCCUUAAAUCAUUGUCAUUCUCUAUUUGGUUGUUCUUCACUGGAGUGAAUGAAAGGGCGGUUUUGUAAUACCUGGCUUGGCUGGCGCUCAUAGUUAAGGAUAGUAAUUAUCGCAGAAUAUGUUCAGUUGCAUUUGAGGUGAGCCCCACUCCCCAACCCAGACUGUUCCAAAUCCAGCCCCAAUUUUUUCCACCCUUCUCACUUAUCCUAAAGCUACAGGAGAAAGGUGAACUCUCAUAAGGAUGCACUGGACCCCCACUGCUUAGCAUAGUGCCUGGCACAUAGUAGGCGCUUAAUAAAUGUUUAUUGAUUGAUUGAUUAAAAGGGAUAGGAGGAGGAGGAUGGAAUAGAGAGAAUCCCUCCCUCCUUCCCCCUCUAUACUUCCUUUAUCUUUUACAUAAAUGUGUACUCUGGAUCUGUGCCCAGGCAGGAGACAAGGAAGGACCCAAAGAACAUGUAGCGGUGACAAACAAGUCUCAGUUCCCCUGUACUCCAGAGAAAAGUCCUUUUCUUUGGCUCACUCGAAGCCGGCUUAGCUAAACAGUCCUUUUGUGAAGCUCUGGGACAGCCAAAGGCCAGUGCCUUAAAUGGAAAAAUAAACGGAGGUCAAUGAAAAAGGCAAGCAAGAUUUAGACACAUUUUUCUCUUUCAUAGGCACAGGGGAGCUCAUUGCUAGUGUCCUAGACUCAAAGGAGAAGACACUAUACUAAUUUUUAAACAAUUAAAUCUUCCCUUCCUAUUUCCCACUCUUGCCUCAAAAAAGUAUAUUAAGUGCACACUGAUGAUUUGCUUUUUGUUUUAGUUAACCAUUGAAAAAUAGUUUCUAUCUAUUAAGCUUUUACUCUGCUUGGACUUUGGCCUAAACUGCCAGAAAUGAACUGCCAGAUGUCCUGAUUUGGUCCCCAAUUUCCCCCUUCAUUCAUUUAUUCAGCCCAAGGCAAUUAUGUUGUUGGAAGGAAAAAGAGCUGAGAAAAUAAAACCUAAUCAUGUAAUAUGACAGUGCUUGACCCUAGAAGCUUAAGGGGAAAAGAAGAGAAUUUAAGUUAAUCUAUUCAAUUAAUCAACCCUCUUUGAGAUAUUGAAAGGAAUGGGAAUUGACAACCUCUUUUUGCUUUUGUCUGGUCCAAGCCUUUUAGAAUUUUUUUUUGGUAGAAAUUCUUUCACAAUGUCCAUGACAAAGUCUUCCUACUUGUCCUUUUCUGAUAUUUGUUGUAAACGGUGGUUCUCUUUAAUGGCCCUUUGUGUGUGUGUGUGUGUGUGUGUGUGUGUGUGUGUGACUUGCCUUAAGACAGAGCAGUCUUUACCAACAAAUACAUGAUUUCUACUGGUUUCUGCUGCCUCUUUAUCCUUCUCUGUUCCACUCAUUUUAAUAAGCCAUGUUUUAAGAUCAGAUUUAAUGGGGUGAUCACCAAAAAGAAGAUCAUCUUCUUGGGUGCCUUUGGUGGACCCAUAUUGGGAUUUUUAAUACUCUCCUAUGCCGAUGAGGAGCAUGAGGUAGUAUUGGGGGCGAAAUGAUAGCUUCAGGUCUUAUCUCUGACACAAACUAGCAGAGUAAACAGAAGGAAGUCACAUAACCUCUCAAUACCCCCAAACAACUCCCUUAAGAUUAUAAGGGGCAGAAUAUUGUGGGCAGUUGAAGGGCUUUUCCAUGUUGAAAGUUCUCCACAGCAGUGGACUUCCAAAAAAAAAAAACCUCCUUAGAAAAGCAUAUCAGUAUUAUCCCUGAAUACUUUACAAGGACCUGGAGCAGUGGAAGCAAAGUUAAGAAAAGGGUAGCUAUUGUGAUGGGCAGCUAGGUGAUACAGAGGAUAAGAGUCCCAAGCUUGGAAGUAGGAAGACUCCUUCCUGAGUUCAAAUCUGACCUCAGACGCUUAGUAGCUUUAUUCCUGGGCAAGUUACUUAGCCCAUCUGGAGAAGCAAAUAACAAACUACUCCAGUAUCUUUGCCAAGAAAACUUCAAAUGGGGUCACAAAGACAUGCCUGAACAACAAAGCUAUUGUGACAUAAAUUCAAGAUAUAAUAACUAACUUGCUGCUGAUAAAUCAUGGAUUUUCCUCUUUUAAAACUAUUAGGAAAGAAUUAAACAAUUUUGGAUUUCCAUUGGCACUAGCAUGGAUCUCCAGGUCAGUUUUCUAUGAUGACUGCUGGUUAAGUCAUCUCAUAACCAAUUAGAGCUAAAGAUUUGGGAUGGAAAAAAAUGGUCAACCUCCAACUGGUGGUGUUCACAUUCCUUUCAUUACGCACAAAAUUGUAGCAUGACUGAAGAAUUUGUUUUGUGAUAAAAUUAUCUUUAGAAAAUAAAAAUAGUCUACAAAUUUACCUUGGAAGAUUGGAGGACUGAAUUUCAAGUGAAAUAGCUAUAAAAGGAGCAAGAUCUGUGUGAUAUCACUUGAUCUAGAUUUUGGUCUCUUCCUUUUAUACUAGUUAGCCUUGUUUUCAGUCAAAAUAUAGGAUUGAAGAGAGAGAAGCUCUCUGUUCAUAAGGGGACAAAAGUGGAUGAUCAAUUUAUCAUAUUUUGAGGCGUGACUUUACUUUUACCACUUUAAUGUUGGUAAAUAUUUAUUUCAAAGUUUCAGAAGUAGAAAGAACCAAAGAAUUCAGGAUUGUGGAGAUAGUUCCACUAAGAGAACCUAAUUCUUUUCAUUGUCUUCCUCUGUAACAAAUGCAAAGGAUGUUGGUGAUAUUAGUUUGCAGUUUGGGUAGACUUGAAUUAAUUUGACCAUUGCAGGGCCAUGUAUGCCCAGGAAAGUGGAAAUCUUUUCAAUGAAUAAAUUUAGCCAAACAAGCCCCCUGAGACAGGAAAAGGAAUAACAAUUUUAACUUCCUUUUUCCAUUUCUAUCUUUUACGAGUGUGUCAGGAGGUUUUGAUACAAUACAGACAUCUAGAUCCAGAAUAUUAUUUUCCCUAAAUUUUUGAAGUGUUUCCUUGUUCUCCCCUUUCUAUUUGCAAGUGCUACUUGAGCACCUAAUUUUGUUGUAGCCCCAGCUUUUGCCUAUUUUGAAAUGCUCAGAAUUAAUAUUAAUAUGAUUGAGGGUCUUCUAACUUGGACUGAUUUAAGCCAGAUAUUUUAAAAUGGCUUAUUUUGCCCUUAUUAAAUGGACACCAUCUCAUAGGAUCUUUAUCCUAUUGAUAACUCAGCCAGUGCAUAGUAGAAAAUCGUCAAAGGGAAGUAUCUCAAGGGCCUGUUUUAUCUAUCAGCUGAUUAUUGGGCCUAAUCCAAAACUAUGGUUCACUGGUUGCAAAUUACUAAAUCCAAACAUCCAUGGUAACCUCUGCCCUUAUGUAACUUAGCUCAGCAAAGGCAAGUGAUAAAGGUAGCCUGAAGAGCAGCAAGUUUUUUGGCAGAGAGAUGCAUAUCAAGCAUGGCAGAAAAAUGUAUGAAGUCUGUAAAGGAGAGGGUGUAGGUGAAUGAAGUGUUUUGGGGAUUUCUUUCUGCUCCUAGCCAGUUUAGAGUGCUCACCUUUAAAUAAAAGUUUUACAAAGAGAAUGGCCAGGAAACUUACAACAAUAUCAACAAGUCCAGCUAGCUGUCAUGAGUAAUUCUCCUAAUUAGGGUUGUAAAACCCCCAGAGCAAGAGCUAUCUUUACUGAUACAUGACAAGUGUUCAAAACAACACUAGCCACACCAAAAAUAAAUUAUAACAGGUAGCUAAUUCAGAACGCAUGUUUAAUAGGUUGUGUGUUGUCUUUAACAAGGAAAUGACUAAUUAAUCUCUCAAAUAGUGGGGAAGUAAUUCAUUGAAGCAGCUUGGAGUGAUACUUGAGAUAACCUUGGAUGUGCUCCAUGCAAUGGGCCAUGCAAUCUGGGGCAGUGACCACUCAGACCCCCAGAUUUUGGUCACAUGUGAGUUAUUGAAAAGAUAGAGCAAGCAGUAGCUGAACUACACAAGUUGAGUGCAGUUCCCUGCUCUGGGAAGACACAUUCAAAAUUUCCAGAUGGAGGCGUCACCCAGUUAACCUCCAGAAUCUCUGUGAAGAUACUUUCCAUCUUCCCAGGCUCACAAAGUAUUAAAGGAGCUCUGGGAAGCCCCACUUCUGGGGGCAGCACAUACCCCUCCAUGGGUUCCAGGGAGCCCAGCAGCUGUUGUGUGACAGCUAGUGCCGGCGUAUUGGAAUUUCCAACUUCCUCCUAGUGUUAGCCUGUCACACCUGCCUUAUCUAUCUUUUUUUUUUUCCUUAAAUAAUGGAAAAAGUGAACUUGUUCUCAAAUUCUUGAGCAAUUGGAUAAAGCAGUGCCCUUUCAAAUAGACUCAAAUAAACUCAAACUAUGGAAAGAAUCACUUGACAUAUGAACAGGAAUCCCUUACUAUCAAGAGAUGGUACUGAUGAAAAUAUAAAGUUUGAUAGAUUUGGUGUGACAGAACCACAAAGGAAUAUAUAUAUUUUAUACACACACACACACACACACACACACACACACACACACACAUGCUUUUUCAAGUUGAUGGUAGGGAGGACAACCAUACCUUCCUAUUGACAAUUUCCUUGGGAUUGCUUCUGGCAACAAAAUAAAUGGAACAGGUUGUGAGUUGAACCAGGAAGAUAAUUCCUUUGGUAUGUGUUUGUUCAUUCUCUUCCUGUCUCUCUCCCUUUAUUUAUCUCUUUGUCUUCUGAGCAGUUUCUUUCCUUUCUUUACUCACACCUUAGGCCAGCUAGUGACCCCCAUGGUCACUAGAUGGAAAGAAUCUAAUUUAAUGUAAUCAGAAGGAAUCUAAAUUCAAAUCUUACUUUCUACACUUACUGUUCAAUGCUUUUUGUCCAAAUCAGGGUUUCAAUUUCCUCAUCUAUAAUAAGAAUAAUAAGGAUAAAAUUAAAUAAUGCUUAUAAAAAAACUUUUUGAGAACUUUAAAAUACUACAUAAAUGUUAGUCCCAUAGAAUCUUAGCUCUCUUCAAACUCCAGCUCAAGUGCUGUGCUGGUAGAUUGUUUUUUACUUUCCAUCCAAACCCCUAAGCAUUGAGCGCUUUCUGCUUGCUCAAAUUACUUUAUUGGUAUACAAGUUUUAAACUUCCCAGUAGAAUGUAAGCUGCUUGAAGGUAGAUUGGAUGUAAAUGCAAUUUUUUUUGUAUUUCUUUUUGUCUCCACAGAGCCUAGCACCCAGUAGGCACUCAACAAACCUGUUGAACUGAACUGCAUUAAAUUGAAUUGGUGACUCUUGGAGUCUUAAAACAUU